GUCGAACUUCGAUAAGUUGAACUUCGAUAACUCGAAUUUUUAAUAAGUCGAACCAAAUCGGUUGGCAAUAGCGUCAAAAGUAGAAAAUGUGUGUUAAUUUGUCUUGAUUACUCGAACUUCGAUUACUCGAAUAUCUCGAUAACUCGAACGAAAUAUUUGACGCCAUCUUCGAUAAGUCGAAUUUUCUCGGGGAAUCCCCCAAUUACGGCAGAUCUUAACCUGUCUUUUUUAACAUAUUUAUGCAGGCAGUUCAGUUUCUGUGCUUGCUAAGUUUACGUGUAUGACUUACUAGUUAAUACUAAGUAAAAAAUACUGUGCCGAUUCAAGGUACACAUUAUAUUAAAGAAAUUUUCGCAUUUCUUAAUAUGUCAUCAAAACGUACUUUAAAGACUUUGUCUGUUGAUCAAAAAUUCAAGCUUAUAAAAGAAGUGGAAAGUGGUUUAAAAACAAAGAUGUAGCUGUGAAGUACGGUAUUUCUGCAAGUACAGUGUCUACAUCUUAAAAAAUAAACAUUCAGUCAUCACCGCAAUGGAAAGUGGUAGUGCAAGUGGGAAUAUCAAGAGGCUAAAAAAGCCUAUGUAUGAAAAUGUAGACAUAGCAGUUUUAGAGUGAUUUAAAUCGGCAAGACGGCAGAUCUUACCUAUAUCCGGGGGGUUAAUCAAAGAAAAGGCAUUAGAGUUUAGUGAAAAACUAGGACAACCAAACUUUAAGGCAAGCACCGGUUGGCUCAAUAAUUGGAAACGCAGAUCAGGCGUAUGCCAUAAAAAGGCUUGUGGAGAAAGCAGUGACGUAAGUGACGAAGAUUGUACUAAAUGGAGGCGUGAUGUUUUACCCUAUUUAUUAGAAGGAUAUCAAGCACGGGACGUGUUCAAUGCAGAUGAGACGGGAUUAUUUUUCAAAUGUCUUCCAGAUAACACUUUAACUUUAAAAAAUAUGAAGUGCCAUGGAGGUAAGCAUAGUAAACAGAGAGUUACACUGAUGCUUCUUGCAAACAUGGAUGGAUCAGAAAAAGCAAAAUUGCUUUUAAUAGGUAAAAGUAAGCAACCUCGCUGCUUUCGAAAUGUUAAGUGGUUACCUCUUGACUAUAAAGCAAAUGCAGACGCUUGGAUGACAGGCGCACUUUUUGAAGAAUGGCUAUUAAAAUUGGACAAACAAUUUAAAAACCAGGGAAGGAAAAUUAUUGUUUUUAUUGACAACUGUCCAGCUCAUCCUAAAGACAUCCAGAAAAAAUUAAAAUGUAUUAAACUGACUUUUUUUCCGCCGAAUAUGACGUCUAAGUUACAACCACUUGAUCAGGGAAUCAUACAAUGUUUAAAAUGUCAUUAUCGCCGAAGAAUUUUGAAAAAAUCUAUCAAACGUUUUGAAGAAAACAAGAACAAUAACAUUACCCUUAUUGAUUGUGUUGACGAUGUAACUACCGCAUGGGAUAUCGACGUUAAACCUGAAACAAUUUCCAAUUGUUUUAAAAAAGCCGGUUUUGGUCAGUAUUCUGAAUGGGAAGAAGAGGAUGAAAUUCCCUUGAUUUUCCUAAGUGAACGCCUGAAAGAAAAGAGUGAAGACGAAAUCCAACUAGAAAUCGAGUUUAAAGGUUGGACAAACAUAAGAGGUAUAGCAGAAGGUAGCACCAUCAACGAUUUUAUACGUGUGGAUGAGGAUAUUGUUACUUCAGAGUUUCUUACCGAUGAAGAUAUUAUCGAGUCUUGCAGAUCCGAACCGGUACAGUUGAACAUAGAAGAUGACUGCGAAAGUGACACGAUGGAGGAGGAAUUUGAAGAUGAUUUCCAGCAACCACCUUCGAAUAAAUUGGUUGAAAAUUCGUUGAGUGUCUAGCAUUCCUAUUUAAAAACCAGUGAAUAUACAACCGAUUCUAUGUAUGAGUGUCUAAAUAAAAUUGAAACUUUUGUGGAAAACCAAAAUAAGAAAUUCGGUCGGCAGUCACAAAUAACUGACUUCUUUACAGUAAAAGAGUAAAUACUAUGUACAUACAUAUAUGUUAUGUACUACUAUUUUGUUUUUUAUAAUUUUCGUUGUGUUCAAAAAUCAUAGAUAUUAAGGCUUUUAUGUAAACAUGUUACCCAUUUUUACUGAAAUACCUAAAUAUAAUAAAUAAAUGUUCAUUCACAAAAUAGUACAUGCAUUUGUACAGUUAACAUUGAUAACUCGAAGUCUCGUUAACUCGAAAUUUUCAUGUGUCAAAUCGCUGUUCGAGUUAUCGAAGUUCGACUGUAG
Molecule: messenger RNA, 2229 nt
Organism: Sitophilus oryzae (rice weevil)
Lineage: Eukaryota; Metazoa; Arthropoda; Insecta; Coleoptera; Curculionidae
Product: tigger transposable element-derived protein 4-like
Exons: 2
Coding region: 934-1830 (298 amino acids)
Cellular component (GO): nucleus
Molecular function (GO): DNA binding
Source: RefSeq, a predicted model, not a curated record